Aspergillus saccharolyticus JOP 1030-1 is the source of this 4080-nucleotide messenger RNA. RefSeq names its product aminophospholipid-translocating P4-type ATPase DRS2. The record is from RefSeq and is a predicted model, not a curated record. Bases 1 to 4080 code for a protein of 1359 amino acids. Gene Ontology annotation, biological process: intracellular protein transport; endocytic recycling; phospholipid translocation. The transcript has 3 exons. Gene Ontology annotation, cellular component: plasma membrane. Gene Ontology annotation, molecular function: ATP binding; magnesium ion binding; ATPase-coupled intramembrane lipid carrier activity. NCBI's taxonomy places the organism in Eukaryota, Fungi, Ascomycota, Eurotiomycetes, Eurotiales, Aspergillaceae.
AUGGCCAGCGGUAGGCCCCCCGGACCUCAUCCAGCCGCUGGCCACAACGAUGAACUGCUGCUGGAUGAGUCCGCUCCCAUGUACAACACGGGUCAUCGUCCACCCGUCAAUGAUGACAACCUCUUGCGACAAUACGAUAUAAAUGAUUCCGAUCAACUCCAGCCACGGCCCUCUGUAUCCUACGAUAGCUUCGUCGGCGGACAAGCUCCGCCGCAUUCGGGCGCCCAUGCGACGUCGUCCGCGCAUCCCCCGGCGCAGACUGGGGGCUAUCUGACCGAUCCUUACUCCGGAGCCGACAUGUCUCGCACCUAUUCACAUACGUCCGGCCUAAGCAACUACAACCGAUACUCCCUUGAUGAAUUCGACGACGACCGAUCCCUGCACGGAUACUACGACCUGGAUGAUGGCGACGUGGACCACCUGCAGCCCAACAGUCGGGUUCGUCAGGCGAAGGAGAGGAACAGCAUUCUGGGCCUAGGAGGUGGCUUGAUGGGAAGGGCGAAGCACAUGCUGGGCAUGGGACCCGAGUACUCGGAAAUGGAUCUCCCCCUGACGGAGUCGGGCGCUCGUGCGGCUCGGCUGGACAGUGCUGAUCCGGAUGAGAGGGCUGCGACCGGCGCUCGAAAGACGUCGAAGAGUUCGGAUUUCAAGUUCGGUUUCGGUCGCAGGAAGGUCGACCCAUCGACGCUGGGUCCUCGCAUGAUUGUUUUGAACAACCCGCCUGCGAACGCCGUACACAAGUUUGUCGACAACCAUGUCUCGACUGCUAAGUACAACGUCUUCACGUUCAUUCCAAAGUUCCUAUUCGAACAGUUCUCGAAAUACGCCAAUUUGUUCUUCCUCUUUACCGCUGUUCUCCAGCAGAUCCCGAACGUUACCCCCACGAAUCGUUAUACCACCAUCGGUCCGUUAUUGAUUGUGUUAUUGGUUUCAGCCAUCAAGGAACUUGUCGAAGACUACAAACGGAGGUCAUCGGAUAAGGGGCUGAACUAUUCCAAGACACAAGUGCUGAAAGGCUCGAGUUUUCAUGAAACCAAGUGGAUCGAUGUUGCUGUUGGUGAUAUUGUUCGCGUGGAGUCAGAGCAGCCAUUCCCAGCCGAUAUGGUCUUGCUCGCGUCGUCGGAACCCGAGGGUCUCUGCUAUAUUGAAACGGCCAAUUUGGACGGUGAAACCAACCUGAAAAUCAAGCAAGCUAUUCCGGAGACUGCGCAUCUGGUCAGUCCCGCAGACCUCAGCCGGUUGACCGGACGUGUCCGAUCGGAACAGCCCAACAGCAGUCUUUACACUUACGAGGCGACUUUGACUAUGCACGCCGGUGGUGGUGAGAAGGAACUGCCACUGGCUCCGGAUCAGUUGCUCUUGCGUGGUGCGACUCUGCGCAACACUCCUUGGGUCCAUGGAAUCGUUGUCUUUACAGGUCACGAAACGAAAUUGAUGCGAAACGCCACGGCAACCCCGAUCAAAAGAACCGCUGUCGAGCGCAUGGUCAAUGUUCAGAUUCUCAUGUUGGUCGGUAUCCUUGUGGCACUUAGUGUGAUCAGUUCCGUGGGUGAUUUGGUCAUCCGGCAAACGGAGGCGAAGCAGCUCACAUAUCUCGACUACGGCAGUACGAAUGCGGUCAAGCAAUUCGUCCUGGAUAUCUUCACCUACUGGGUCCUCUACUCGAACUUGGUUCCAAUCUCCCUUUUUGUCACUAUCGAAAUCAUCAAAUACGCGCAGGCCUUCUUGAUUAAUGCCGAUCUCGACAUUUACUACGACAAGACCGAUACCCCCGCAACUUGUAGGACGUCAUCUCUGGUGGAGGAAUUGGGACAGAUCGAGUACAUCUUCUCCGACAAGACGGGUACCUUGACUUGUAAUAUGAUGGAGUUCAAGCAGUGCACUAUUUCCGGCAUACAAUAUGGCGAGGACGUUCCUGAGGAUCGCCGCGCCACGGUUGAAGACGGUGUCGAAGUGGGCGUUCAUGACUUCAAGAAGCUCAAGGAGAACCUUCGCGCUCAUCCGUCCGCAGACGUGAUCAACCACUUUCUUAUUCUUCUUGCGACCUGUCAUACUGUCAUUCCGGAGAGAUCUGAGAAGGAACCGGGCAAGAUCAAGUACCAGGCGGCCUCUCCGGAUGAAGGGGCACUGGUCGAGGGUGCUGCACUGCUGGGAUAUCGUUUCUCCAACCGUAAACCGCGAUCCGUGAUUUUCACAGUGGAGGGGCAGGACUACGAGUAUGAGCUGCUGGCAGUCUGCGAAUUCAACUCCACGAGAAAGCGUAUGUCCACGAUCUUCCGCUGCCCAGACGGCAAAAUUCGCAUCUACACCAAAGGUGCGGACACCGUCAUUCUCGAGCGGCUGAACCCCGAUAACCCGACCGUUGAGGCGACUUUGCAAUACCUGGAGGAGUAUGCGUCAGAGGGACUUCGAACGCUUUGUCUCGCUAUGCGCGAGAUACCCGAAGCGGAGUUCCAGCAAUGGUACCAGAUCUACGACAAGGCAGCAACAACAGUUAGCGGAAACCGCGCGGAUGAGCUGGACAAAGCGGCGGAACUCAUUGAGAGGGACUUUUAUCUUCUCGGAGCAACAGCUAUUGAGGAUCGCUUGCAGGAUGGAGUUCCGGACACUAUUCAUACCCUUCAGACAGCAGGUAUCAAGAUUUGGGUCUUGACUGGUGACCGACAGGAGACCGCCAUCAACAUCGGCAUGUCGUGCAAGCUGAUCUCGGAGGAUAUGACUUUGCUCAUUGUCAACGAGGAAUCCGCCCAGGCUACAAAGGAUAAUCUGACCAAAAAGCUUCAGGCUAUCCAGAGCCAGGGUAACUCUGGCGAGACCGAAGCGAUGGCAUUGAUCAUCGAUGGUCGAUCGCUGACCUUUGCUCUCGAGAAGGACAUGGAGAAGUUGUUCUUGGACUUGGCGGUGUUGUGCAAAGCGGUGGUUUGCUGCCGUGUGUCUCCGCUUCAGAAAGCCCUUGUUGUCAAGCUGGUCAAGCGUCAUCUCAAGUCCCUGCUUCUUGCCAUUGGUGACGGUGCCAACGACGUGUCCAUGAUCCAAGCGGCACAUGUCGGUGUUGGUAUUAGUGGUGUUGAAGGUUUGCAGGCUGCGCGGUCGGCGGAUGUGUCAAUCGCUCAGUUCCGUUACUUGCGCAAGCUGCUUCUGGUUCACGGUGCCUGGAACUAUCAUCGUAUCAGCCGGGUGAUUCUGUACUCGUUCUACAAGAAUAUUGCUCUUUGUAUGACGCAGUUCUGGUACUCUUUCCAAAACGCUUUCUCUGGUGAGGUUAUCUAUGAAUCAUGGACACUGUCGUUCUACAAUGUCUUCUUCACAGUCCUUCCACCGUUCGCCAUGGGCAUCUGUGACCAGUUUAUCUCUGCGCGGCUGCUAGAUCGGUAUCCCCAGCUAUACCAGAUGGGCCAGAAGGGGCUGUUCUUCCGACGACACAGUUUCUGGUCGUGGAUUGCCAACGGUUUCUACCACUCGUUGCUGCUGUAUAUCGUCGGAGAGCUGUUCUUCAUCUGGGACGGACCUCAAGCCGACGGCAAAACUGCCGGACACUGGGUCUGGGCCGAAGCCUUGUACACGGCCGCACUGGCGACUGUGCUCGGCAAGGCGGCGUUGAUCACGAACAUUUGGACGAAAUACACCUUCAUUGCCAUUCCGGGAUCGAUGAUCAUCUGGCUGAUCUUCCUGCCGGCCUAUGGCUAUGCCGCACCGGCCAUCGGCUUCUCGACCGAAUACUACGGCACCAUCCCCGAGGUUUUCAAGUCGCCCACGUUCUACCUACUGGUGGUGAUCCUGCCGUGCAUUUGUUUGCUUCGCGAUUAUGCCUGGAAGUACGCCAAGCGGAUGUACUUCCCGCAGCACUAUCACCACGUGCAGGAGAUCCAAAAAUACAAUGUGCAGGACUACCGGCCGCGCAUGGAGCAGUUCCAGAAGGCAAUCCGCAAGGUGCGACAGGUGCAGCGGAUGCGGAAGCAGCGCGGGUACGCGUUCAGCCAGGCGGACGAGGGCGGGCAGAUGAGAGUUGUAAAUGCUUACGAUACCACGAGAGCAAGAGGACGAUAUGGUGAAAUGACCAGCUCGCGGGCACUAGUGUAA